GUUUCCGCCGCGAAAGGGCAGUGUGGGGCGCGGGGCUUGGAGAUGCCCGGCGCCUCUCCGGGUUCCUCGGAGUCGCGGCCGCCGGAGUCGCGCGGAGACAUGAGUGACACGGGAGGCGACCGCACGCGCCUCAGGCGCUACCCUAGGCUUCCGGUGUGGGUGGUGGAGGAUCACCAGGAGGUUCUGCCUUUCAUAUACCGGGCCAUAGGUUCGAAGCAUCUUCCUGCUAGUAAUAUCAGCUUUUUACAUUUUGACUCACAUCCAGACCUCCUUAUUCCUGUGAAUAUGCCAGCAGACACUGUGUUUGAUAAGGAAGCACUUUUUGGAGAAUUAAGUAUUGAAAAUUGGAUUAUGCCUGCAGUUUAUGCUGGCCAUUUUUCUCAUAUAAUAUGGCUUCAUCCCACAUGGGCUCAGCAAAUCACAGAGGGCAAACACCACUUCUUAGUAGGCAAAGACAUUUCUACCACCACAAUCAGGGUCACCAGUACCGAUUAUUACUUCCUAAGUGACGGCCUGUUUGUACCUGAAGACCAGCUAGAGAACCAGAAACCCUUACAGUUGGACGUGGUCGUGGUAGAACCUCACAGACUCUGUAACCAUCAAGAGGACAGUGACUCUGUGUCUUCUGCAAAGAAGCCCAAGCUGGCACUGGGCAGUCGAGAGAGCGCGGCCGCCGCUAACGGGGACCCCUGCUCAGAAGGACUGCGAGGGGAUGCAGUGACCCCACCGAGUGACCGUGCUUGCCCGGAGCCACCAGGCCCCUGUUCAUCUGGAGGCCAGCAGUGCCAGGGCACAGUCAGCACUGGGGAGGUCCUGGAAGUGCUGAAGAGUGGAGAUGCGUUUGUUCUAGAUAUUGACUUGGAUUUUUUUUCUGUCAAAAAUCCCUUCAAAGAAAUGUUCACGCAGGAUGAGUACAAAAUUCUACAGGAGCUUUACCAGUUUAAAAAGCCUGAUAGUAACCUCACUGAGGAAGAUUUGGUAGAUAUUGUUGAUACUCGAACUCGUCAACUGGAAGACUUAGAAGCAGUUUUUGCUGAUUUAUGUGACGGGGAUGGUGAAGAAACUGUACAGAGAUGGGCUUCAACCCCCGGAAUGGAAUCACUAGUUCCACUUGUACAGAGUUUGAAAAAACGGAUGGAAGUACCAGACUAUGAAAUGGUUCACCAGGCCGGGCUAACCUGCGAUUAUUCCGAACUCCCUCAUCACAUCAGCACAGAAGAAGAAAUUGAGGGUCUUAUUCAGUCUGUGUAUUCUUUACUGAAAAGUCUUCCAAAGCCUACUCUUGUGACAAUUGCAAGGUCAAGUCUGGAUGAUUACUGUCCUCCUGAACAAGUUGACACCAUUCAGGAAAAGGUCCUCAGUGUGCUGCACUCGCUCUAUGGGACCCUGGACACUCACCUGGUGUAUUCAGAAGAGUCUCCACCAUGUUGAGAACACAGAGCACUAGCCUAUGCAUUUUGUUAAAGUCACGGGGCCUUUGUUUGUGAGUCUUCCAGAGUACACUUUUACUUUUUGGCUUUUCGAGACAGGGUUUCUUUGAGUAUCCUUGGCUGUCCUGGAACUAGUUCUGUAGACCAGGCUAGAC
Messenger RNA from Peromyscus leucopus (white-footed mouse), 1585 nucleotides. It is a transcript of the gene C11H5orf22, whose product is annotated as chromosome 11 C5orf22 homolog. The transcript is spliced from 9 exons. The record is from RefSeq and is a predicted model, not a curated record. Lineage: Eukaryota; Metazoa; Chordata; Mammalia; Rodentia; Cricetidae. Bases 43 to 1431 code for a protein of 462 amino acids.